Molecule: messenger RNA, 4662 nt
Organism: Symbiodinium sp. CCMP2592
Lineage: Eukaryota; Dinophyceae; Suessiales; Symbiodiniaceae
Source: the annotation of a GenBank genome assembly
AUGAUGUCGGCAGCCUCACUGGGCUACCACCAUCGGCGCACUUCCCCAUGCAAGUGCACACAGCGCGUUCUUGUUGCAGUGCUGAUCAUGCUGGCCUUGCAGGGGAAGGUCGCUGGGAUGGUGCCGCAGCUUUCGUUCACGAUGCCGAGGUCAUCUCGCCCCAGCGGUUACGGCUUCAGAGACCAUCCAGGAGUGUUGCCUCAACGAGGGACUGUGGUCCGCCAUGGGCUACGGCAAGGCUUCAAGCGUCUCCUUCAGUGGAAGCCGGUCGUUGGGAGAGAAGAAGAAGGGCAGGGCGAAGAGGGCGACGAGCUUGCGAAUCUCUACGACCCAGCGGACCGAGCAGCCUGGCCUCCGCCGCCACCCUACCUGCAGGCAGAUGUCAACGAAAGCGAAGUACUGGAGGAGCUGGUGCCGGAAGUUCUUGACGAUGCCGUGGAGAAGAUGCCUCCAAAAACAGACGUCUACACGCGGGAGCGCCAGUUCUGGCGGUGGACGGGUGCCUUGGGCUGGUCCUUGAACUUCAUCCUGCUUUGCUGGGCCUUGUUCCUACGCAAAGCUGGGCUGGUGAACCAGGGCCCGCAGGAGGAAGCGCUAGAUAUGGAGUCUCAGAGCCUGAAAAUCGACUCGACGACAUAUGCCGACUUGUUGGCAAGUCAAUUGCAAGAGGAAACGUACGUUACGGAGUCCAACAAUGCUUUGGGAACAAUCCUGCAAAGCCUUGGCUCCAAAUUGGAGUCUCUGCGCAACGGUGCCGAAAGGCUAAUGAAGCCAACAGAUGAGGGGCUACCCCGCGACGAUGAUGUUGUGCUGUCAGGGCUGAUCCGCGACCUGCAAGCAGGCAUUGAGGACCAGCUGGAAAUUCUGGGCAACAAGGAUGCUGAAAUAUUGCCGAAGCUGCAGCAGAAGCCAGAGAUGCUGCGGCAAUUGGCAGACGAGCCGAUGCCAACUCCUGAGCGUCCGAACAACGGAUUGCUACCAGAGGAGCUGCCGCAGUUCGUCGAGCAGUCCUUGGUUCCCAUCGUGGUGAUCCUGGGGUCCUCAUUCCUCGUGGCGGUUCUCUCUCGGCAAUUCCUCCGUGUUGCCACUGAGUGGAGGCGAAGUAGAGAGGAAACUAGAGCCGAGAGGAUACGAAAGAUCCAGAAGCGCCGGUUUCAAGCGUUCACCGGUGUUAUCAACGGUGCGCUGGAGAAUCUCGCAAAGGGCGAGUUCUCCAAGGCUGCUGAGGGCUUCGACCAGGUCGCGAACUUUGCAAACCGUUGGGCAUCAGAGCCAACGUGGGAGGAGCUGCUUCGUGUUGAAGUCCUCGCCUUCUGGGAGCGCUGGGGACCACAGGCCUACAGACUGGAGGCCAACAUUGGCGACUGGACUGGAGCGCCGCGAUCGUCGACCUCUGAGCAGUUCAAGUGGGUGGCUGACAGAUGGUUCAGCUCCGCGCAGUCCGUGGUCAAGGACUUCGCUUUCGAUGCUGUGAAGGCAUGGGGCGAGGAAGCCACCAAAGCUGCCAAUGCUGCACGUGAAGCGGCGCAGCUGCGCAGCAAGGAGCCACCACGUGGCCGUGGUCUCGUGAUUCGAAUUUACGGUCGUUGGCCUGCACCAGAGGACUGGAUCAACAUUGCAAACCUGCCGCUGGCUGGGGACUGGCGAGAGCAGGCACUGCGAUUGCUGCUGCCAUCCGCCAAGGAUGUGCAGGACGUGCCUCUCCUUGGGUCCUUCUCUGAGCAAGCACUGACAGCAGUGGUCUCGGGACAAGUCAGCCGUGCAAUCCAAAACUCUGCGUGGGGCUCUUUGACGACAGACCUUUGGCGAAGAGGUUCGGGUGUUGCCUCCGAAAAGCCGUUCGAAAUCGGCUACGAGGUUGUGGAGGUGAACUCCUCAGACGCCGAGGAGAUGUGCGGACUUGCACGGUCGAUGCCGAAGAGCGGCACACCUGGGCGCGUGCUGAGCGUGAACCCCGAUCUCCAGUCUUUGAUUGAGUCUGCCACAGAUUUGGACGAGACUGGCGAUCAAGCAAGUGCAUACAGCACGGACCUCCGGAAGGAUUACAAGAAGAUCUUUGGCGAGGACCACAAGCCCGCCGUUCCGGCCGUCGAGGCCGCAGAGGGUGCGCCAGUUGAUGUGACGCCGGAGACGCCCUCCGCUGCCUCCGCUUCCGUCGCUGCCGCGGUGCCCACGGACCCGACGGUGGUGCGGCGCUUUCCUGCGGGAAGCAAGGUGGUCAUCAAAGGGCUCACAGGCGCUGUAGAGCUCAAUGGCCAGGAAGGCUUCCGUUUGGUCACGUCACCAUUGCAGCCUGUGAAGGAAUCGAACAUUUUUGCCGGCUCAUUUCUUGCUGACGACUCUGUUGUGCAAAGCUGCGGCGGAUUGCGGAUCCACAUCGAACCAGUCAUGAAUCCGUGUCACCAUGCCGUCGUCGGCUGUCUUUCGCGGCAUCGGCGGGCAAGAUUACUUCUAGGGGCUCAGGCCGAGAAGGUUGCGAAAUCACAAGAAACUCUGGCAAGACUGAGACUCGUAUGGCACUUUGCAGCCAUGGCAUCGCUGAUGGAACUGGGCAGAGUGGCUUGGCUCUACUCCGACAGAGCAGAGUUUUGUUCUGGUGUUCGGUUCUGCUCCCUGGUCCGCGGCUUUUAUGAGGUCGCCCUGGAUGUGGUCCUCGCAGUGGGGCCGAUGGUCAGCUCCGAGAAUGUGGCGAAGACCCACCAUGUUGUACAGAUGAGGCACAGCCGCAUUGAGUCCUUUCGAGAAGAUGUGCGCGAUAUGCUGACGGAGCGUCUCGACAGCUCCCAAAACUUGACACUCAAGUCCACACUACUCUUCGGCUUCGUCGCCGCCAUGCUUGUCGAGGGUUUCCCUCCGCAGAAGAUGCAGUCUGAGCUUUACGUGGACGUGUUCAUUUUUCUUGUGCCCUGGGGCAUUUGCCUGCUCUUUCAGUCAAUGACCUUCGCUGUGCUUUACCAGCGUGGAAUGAUGACGGUGGGCCACCGUCACCUGCGUGAGCUGCAGAUUCUUGUUUCGCAGCAGGCCGAGGAGGAGAAAGACCAAUGUGAGACAUUUUACGAGAUUGUGGGAGAGAAGUGGCAGCGAAGCCGCAAGCACAUGGACGAGAAACUGCAUUCACAUCCGGGUGCCAGUGGUGCCCGACAGAUGGCCGGACUUGCGGUCUCAGCCGCCUGGGGUCUGGUGGCACGGAUUUUCGCUUUCUCACCAAGCCAGUUUCCAAGAGUAGGAGCCUCCUCUUUUGUCGAGUCAGACUCAGACAACGACUGGCAUAGCAUUUCGGAGCCUACUGGGAAGCUCGAGUCGAGUCCUUCACGGAUUGAGUUGGACUACUUGACCAUGGAGCUCCACGCCCAGGGCUCCAUGGGACGGGAGGGGUCAGACCAAGCCAAGAGCGGCUCGGCCUCCCUCGCAGCGCGCGGCCUUCCCAAACACGUCACGGAGAUGAGCAACAUGCCGGAGGUCCAGGCUUUGGAGCUCUACGAAGAUCAAGCGCAUCGCACCGUGGUCGGAGGCAGUUUCUUCACGCUCUUGUGCCUGGGUUUCCUGGUGGUUUUUCGGCUGCACAUGCGGUGCGAGCACUAUACAGAUCAUGCCAUGGCAUUUUAUGCCCGUCUUGGCAUUUUUUUGCCGCCGCUCCUGGUUGCGGCGUUUGCGAGCCUCAUUCGCCCGUACCCGGAGAAGCACCACAGCUUCGAGACAACUGGCAAAGACCUUUCCAGCCCGACCUACAUCAUGGCGGCCACCCAUUGCGCGGUUCUCCUGGCCGUCGCGAUUUCUUUGACGUCCUUGGCGGCGGCCGUGCGACUGCAUGCGCCGCCGCCGCAGCUCUCGCUCACGCCACUUCGGGCAUCUCCGGUCACCUCCCUGGUGGAAUGGUCCGUCGAGUGGCCGAUGUUCUUCAAUCCUACGGCCAUUCUGGCUUUGGAGGAGGAUUCGCUCAUACUGACCACGGACUUUCGCGUGGCACGUUUCAGGCUGCGAGAUGCAGAUCACUCUGCCGUCUUACAAGAUGAGCAGCCGUUGCCCGGCAUGGAGAUCAACGGCGCUGCAGCUGUGAACAACUCUGUGCUCCUGGCCGGACGUCGUCGGCUGCAUCACUUUUCUGCUGGCCCGCUUGCCGGCUUUCCGUGGCAUCUUGUGUCCGAGACCAGUGUUCACUUGGCUUUCGCUGGCAAUGACACCGCCGAUGCCAAGGAGGCCGUGACGGGCCUCACGUACUGGGCAGAGAAGGAUCUGCUGUUGUUGGCGGGCCCGACACUGGGCGUCGUCGCUGCAAGGCUCUCCAACUCUGGUGGUCGCGGGCCUAUGGAUGUAAGCUUGGACUUUCGCGUCCCUGUAGAUGAGGCGGUGUCGGCGCUACAAGUCGAUGAGGCGAACAAGCUACUUUAUGCUCUUCUUCGUUCCGGAGAGUUGAUAGUCUUGGACCUUGCAGAGAAUCCAGGAGCGGUUCUUCAGCGACACAGGCUUCCGCGAGCAGAUGCCGAUAUUUACAAGGACUCGCAGGCGACUAGCACCGUCAAGUGGACGGGUAUUGCAAGCCAAGGGCGCAGAUUGUUUGCUGUGACGCACCAUCCGGCAAAAGUUUUCAGCUUCGAGCUUCCUCAUUUGGUGAGGCAAAGUUGCAGCUCGUCUCGACUGCGAGGGUGCAAGACAAGCAUCUGA